Messenger RNA from Lathyrus oleraceus (garden pea), 618 nucleotides. RefSeq lists its product as uncharacterized. Lineage: Eukaryota; Viridiplantae; Streptophyta; Magnoliopsida; Fabales; Fabaceae. The transcript is spliced from 2 exons. Bases 1 to 618 code for a protein of 205 amino acids. The record is from RefSeq and is a predicted model, not a curated record.
AUGGCGGCUCAAAGUUCCCAAUUUCAAGAGGAGACUAGAAGUAAUCUAAGAAACACGGGUGCUUCGGUAAAGAAUCUGGAAAUGCAAAUGAGUCAGAUUGCUCAACAACUCGCGGGUUCUCAAGCACCGGGUGCAUUACCGAGUGCUACAAUUACAAAUCCAAGAGAGCAUAAUAAUGUGAGUGUUGUAACCACAAGGAGUGGUAAAUCGAAAGAAGUCCCUGAGAAAGAUGACAAAGAAGAAGACCAAUUGCUUGAAGUUGAGUUGGAAAUAAAAGAAAAUGAGGUUGUGAGUGAAGAGGUGGUGGUGCCUAAACUGGUGGUUAAAGAGAAAGAUAUUAUUUCAAAGAAGAGGAGCAUCGAUACCGACCCUAUUGUACUAACCGAAACUUGUAGUGCAAUUUUGCAAGGUAUGAAGAUUCCGGUGAAGAAGAAAGAUCGAGGCUCGGUAACUAUCCCUUGCACUAUUGGGGAUAAAUCUUACAUAAAUGCCCUUAUAGACUUGGGGGCAAGUGUGAGUCUCAUGUCGUUAUCCAUUUACAAGAGGUUGGGGAUCGGAAAAAUGCAAGAUACCAGAAUGACACUUCAAUUUGUUGACACCUCUCUUUCCGUUUAUUGA